AUGAAAUUAACUCUCUCAAACCUAUUUUUUGCUUACUCGCUUAAAGCCAUAAAAUAAAAACUUUUCAAAUAUUUUGCUAUUACUUCAUAUUCAAAUCAUAGUUUUCUUGUUUUGUUAUAGUGUGCGCUAUUAUAAUCUGCAUUUUUAAAUUUGAUCUAUCUCCAUCAUUGUAAAAGUGCUGCUUCAACUUAAUAAAUUAGUGAUAAAUCUUUACAAAUAAAAUAGGUUUGCAAAAUGAAGUUGUUAAAAAUAAGUUAAGCUAAGAAUGCAUAAUUUUUUGAAUAAAAUUUAUUUUUUUUGGCUCAAAAUUGCAAAUUGUUGAAUAUAAUUUAAAGAAUUUAUAAUAAUAUUUCGCUAUUAUAUUCAAAAUAUCAGUAUAAAUAAAUAAUAUAAAUACCAUAUUUUGCUUAUUGA
Molecule: messenger RNA, 414 nt
Organism: Tetrahymena thermophila SB210
Lineage: Eukaryota; Ciliophora; Oligohymenophorea; Hymenostomatida; Tetrahymenidae
Exons: 1
Source: RefSeq, a predicted model, not a curated record